AUGCAACUCGCGUUAGUGAUACGCUUCGUCAUUUUAAUGCUUCUUGCUCUUUGGAUCGUCGAAGUUAAUCGUGCUGCAAGAUUCCCUGGAAGGAGUCGAGCGAUGGUGCGGCGAAUAAGAGUUGGUCUUGGACAUUUGAAAACGAAAAUUUGCUUUGAAUCAGUUGGCUGCUUUGCGGAUCCACCGCCCCGUUUGACGUUGAAAAGGCCGCCGGAGCAUCCUAGCAUAAUUCAAACGAGAUUUUUAUUGUACACUCGCUCUAGACGAGAAUCCCCUAAAAGCCUUCAAUAUGGUGAUGAUUUGAAAUCCAUUCUUCAAUCAGAAUUUGAUUCGACGAAACCUCUGAAAGUCGUAAUACACGGCUAUAAAGGAAGCGGUAGCGAUAUUGGUGCGGUUCUUUUGGUACAGGCUCUUCUGGACUUGGAAGAUACGAACAUCUUGGUGCUUGAUUGGACAAGAGGAGCAGCAACGACCUAUUCAGCAGCAGUGGCGAACACGGAACUCGUAGGACGGCAAUUAGGUCUAGUCCUUUUAGACGCUAUUAAUUUGGGUACUCUUGCUGAAAACAUUCACGUGAUUGGCUUUAGUCUCGGAGCUCAUGUGGCUGGCUGUGCCUCAGAGAUCCUCAAGAAGAAAAGUAUUCUUCUAGGUCGUAUAACAGGCCUAGAUCCUGCGUCACCCUUUUUUAGAAAUCAUUUGGUUAGAGAGAAGUCCAGGAAAUUAGAUGCUACCGAUGCUCGGUUAGUAGAUGUGAUUCAUACGGAUGGAUCCCAGGACUUUGCAGAUGGAUUUGGUCUUUUAAAGCCACUUGGUCAUAUCGAUUUCUUCCCAAACGGCGGUAGAGAGCAGCCAGGUUGCAAGGAUGUGAAGAAUUCUGUUGUUGUUAGCCAUUUGAAAGAGGAUAUGUUAACGAAAGAGAUCGCUUGUAGUCAUUUAAGAGCUUGGGCAUAUUUUUUGGAAAGCAUACGUACAACGAAUGAAUCUUGUAAAUUUAUUGCUUGGCCUUGUCCCCAAGGAACGAUCUCGUAUACGAAUGGAAUGUGUUUUCCUAUGGAAUCUACGCUAUGGUCCCAAGAAAUGGGCUACAGAGCUAAUCGCGGCCCUUUAGGAAUUUAUUAUUUGCCCACGAGAGAUCAAGAACCAUUUUGUGGCCAGCCUUUGAGAGCAUCGGUGACAAUUUCAGAAACGGCGACAAAGACAUCAGGAAUGUUAUUCUUAAAGAUUGUGGAACGUGAUUCAACAAUAAAUUUCAAGUUUCGAUGCACGAUAUCUACUCGAAGAAAUAAAUCGACGACAUUCUACGAUAUUGGUGCAGCAGAAUUUCAAUUUUUAUCGAAAAACCGAUCAACGAUAGAAGCACGUAUUUGGUACCAAAAAGAUAAGAAUGAAAAAAACGAAGAUGCGACUAUAAUUUCUAACUCGGAUAUGUUGUUAAUAGACACUCUUACUCUUGAGGAUAGAAAAGGCAACAAAUGGAAAUAUUGUACUCGAAAUACUGGCCUAAAUUUCGAAGAAAAUUUGAUAAUACUUCGUCAAGAACAGUGCGCCUUUUUAUAAGAACAAGCUCAUUUAUGUAGAAAAGACAAGUUAUUUUAAUACAAUAUUUAUUAUAUACAAAAUACUAAAAAAAAUAAAAAAAGGUUCGAGUAAAAAAAUACUUGUUAAUUCAACAAUUUUCUAAUAAUAAAUUUUACCAUCAAUUUCUAUAAUGUA
Molecule: messenger RNA, 1713 nt
Organism: Bombus impatiens (common eastern bumble bee)
Lineage: Eukaryota; Metazoa; Arthropoda; Insecta; Hymenoptera; Apidae
Product: pancreatic triacylglycerol lipase-like
Exons: 8
Coding region: 1-1557 (518 amino acids)
Biological process (GO): lipid metabolic process
Molecular function (GO): lipase activity
Source: RefSeq, a predicted model, not a curated record